Messenger RNA from Paralichthys olivaceus (Japanese flounder), 878 nucleotides. The record is from RefSeq and is a predicted model, not a curated record. NCBI's taxonomy places the organism in Eukaryota, Metazoa, Chordata, Actinopteri, Pleuronectiformes, Paralichthyidae.
CCUGCGUCCAUCAGCUCAGUGAGAGGACAGUGUAUUGGUCAGAAGGACAAAUGAGAGUUGUGUUGAAGAUGGGUCAACUCGAUCUUGUGGCUGUAAUGGCAGUGCUUUUCACCCUUUUCAUGGAAACUGAAGCAAGUCCAUUUGUUUACAACUAUGAUAGGCUACGAAUUGGAGGCUUAGUCAUUGCCUUUUUGUUGGUGAUGGGAGGACUCAGCGUUUUACUCUAUAACAGAUGCUCCAGAAAGGAAAAAAAAGCAGAGGAUGACAACAGUGAAAUCUGAUACCCACACCUGACAAACCGGUUUCACCCUGGGAGAACAAAGUGGACAGACAGGGGUGGAGAGAUCUGGUGUGUGUGUGUGUGUGUGUGUGUGUGUGUAAUGAGGGGGGUGGUUUGGUGGAAACACACAAGCUCAGAUGAUUCUUGUACAGACCUGUUAAAGGAAAAACCGUUCAUCUAUAAUUGAAAAAUACAAACCGAGGUGCUGCUGAUUUUGACAAGGGUGGGAACGCAGCCUCAUAGAUUGAUGUGAUGAUGUCAUAAGUGAAAAGAUUAAUGAAGCCCCGCCCCCCCCCCCAUGAUUUCUUCAUUUCUAUCUGUACUGAUGUGUAAAUCAUAUAUAUUCACAAAGACCUUUAUUCCUAGAAACAAACCUGCAUGUCUCAUGUGUGCUGCUUAGUUGAGUCACAUAAUGCUGCAUAUAUCUUCUGAAAUUGUGGGAAAUAAAAACAUAACCUUAUGGUUAGUCAUUGUUCACUGCAUGUUUGCUGCAUGAUAAACUAUAGAGUUAUAUUAUCCAACAUUUCCUCAUUGAAAGAAAAAGAAAACAAAAACUUUAAUUUAAUUACAAUAUAAUAAAUGUCGCAUUAAAUCACAA